Homo sapiens (human) is the source of this 3193-nucleotide messenger RNA. RefSeq names its product solute carrier family 7 member 3 (gene SLC7A3). Bases 1100 to 2959 code for a protein of 619 amino acids. Gene Ontology annotation, biological process: amino acid transport; ornithine transport; amino acid import across plasma membrane. Gene Ontology annotation, cellular component: plasma membrane; membrane. Gene Ontology annotation, molecular function: transmembrane transporter activity; basic amino acid transmembrane transporter activity; L-arginine transmembrane transporter activity. The record is from RefSeq and is a predicted model, not a curated record. The transcript has 11 exons. NCBI's taxonomy places the organism in Eukaryota, Metazoa, Chordata, Mammalia, Primates, Hominidae.
AAGCCGCAGCUUUGAAGCCUGAGCGGCCGAACUCGGCAGCUCCAACCCAACUCGGCUUAACUCCGCCUCACCGAGCCCAGUCCAAGACUCUGUGCUCCCUAGGUUUGCAACAGCUCUCUGGUAAGCGUUGGGGACCCACACGUGUGUCGGAGGGGGGACGGCGAGGGUCCGGGCGUACCUAGGAUUCUCUGGCAACCAUGGCAUGCAGUUGCAUCAACGGGGCCGUGACCUGUUGCUGGCGAGACCCCCGCCCCGGGAGUUAGGGCUCCCGUCUCCACCCCAGCUCCAAACCAUUUCUAGAUGGGGGCAGGAAAAUCUGGGACCUGAGUCGGGGGGCAUCGGGUGGAACCCUUCCUCUCUGCUGAGAGGAGAGUGCGAGCAAUCUCGGGCUGCCCUGGGGCCCCUCUGGGGGCGCAUCUCCAAAUCUUUAGAUGUCGAAGCCCCGCCUCGCUGUUGAUGCUUGCAGGUCAGCCUAGCAGGGCUUGGGAGGAAGUAGGGGAACAUUUGCUUACUCCCCUGGGCGACAGCUGCGCUAGUUGAGCAGUGUGGGCUUGGUGAGGAGGGAUGGAAUUGAGUCGGUGCUCACUUUUAAUCUGCAGCGAGGUUGGUCCCCUCUCCCUCUGGGGGGUCUGGGGGCUGUGUCUGUUUGAAGCCCCGGGGGAAGCCCCUGGGUGGAGCUCUGUUUAAUUCCCAAAUAGCCACAGGCCAAGGAACUGACACAUUAGGUUUCAAGAUUCCUGGGUUGAGAUUAGGAUAAACCCUAUCAGUUUCUGGCAAGAGAAAGAGACCUAAUAUUGAUUGAGCACUUACUAGGCGCCAGCCACUCUACUUCAGGGGGCUUUCACGUGCCAUUUCUGAAAUUAGCCCUUCCAAAAACCUUGUAAGGUAUUGUAAUUCCUACUUGUUUAUGAAGAAACUGAGGUUAGAGGUAAAGUGACUUGCCUUUGUCCCUUCCAUAUCCCCGUCCUCAUUUCCCAAUAGCUCCUUUGCUUGGUGGAGGGGGUCUUGUAAUUCGCUUUCAGAGUUUAGGGAUAAUGAGCCCUGUCGAGGGGUUUUUGUCUUGUUUUUCACCAGAUCAUCUUCUUCAAUUCCUGCUAGGAUGCCGUGGCAAGCAUUUCGCAGAUUUGGUCAAAAGCUGGUACGCAGACGUACACUGGAGUCAGGCAUGGCUGAGACUCGCCUUGCCAGAUGCCUAAGCACCCUGGAUUUAGUGGCCCUGGGUGUGGGCAGCACAUUGGGUGCAGGCGUGUAUGUCCUAGCUGGCGAGGUGGCCAAAGAUAAAGCAGGGCCAUCCAUUGUGAUCUGCUUUUUGGUGGCUGCCCUGUCUUCUGUGUUGGCUGGGCUGUGCUAUGCGGAGUUUGGUGCCCGGGUUCCCCGUUCUGGUUCGGCAUAUCUCUACAGCUAUGUCACUGUGGGUGAACUCUGGGCCUUCACCACUGGCUGGAACCUCAUCCUCUCCUAUGUCAUUGGUACAGCCAGUGUGGCCCGGGCCUGGAGCUCUGCUUUUGACAACCUGAUUGGGAACCACAUCUCUAAGACUCUGCAGGGGUCCAUUGCACUGCACGUGCCCCAUGUCCUUGCAGAAUAUCCAGAUUUCUUUGCUUUGGGCCUCGUGUUGCUGCUCACUGGAUUGUUGGCUCUCGGGGCUAGUGAGUCGGCCCUGGUUACCAAAGUGUUCACAGGCGUGAACCUUUUGGUUCUUGGGUUCGUCAUGAUCUCUGGCUUCGUUAAGGGGGACGUGCACAACUGGAAGCUCACAGAAGAGGACUACGAAUUGGCCAUGGCUGAACUCAAUGACACCUAUAGCUUGGGUCCUCUGGGCUCUGGAGGAUUUGUGCCUUUCGGCUUCGAGGGAAUUCUCCGUGGAGCAGCGACCUGUUUCUAUGCAUUUGUUGGUUUCGACUGUAUUGCUACCACUGGAGAAGAAGCCCAGAAUCCCCAGCGUUCCAUCCCGAUGGGCAUUGUGAUCUCACUGUCUGUCUGCUUUUUGGCGUAUUUUGCUGUCUCUUCUGCACUCACCCUGAUGAUGCCUUACUACCAGCUUCAGCCUGAGAGCCCUUUGCCUGAGGCAUUUCUCUACAUUGGAUGGGCUCCUGCCCGCUAUGUUGUGGCUGUUGGCUCCCUCUGUGCUCUUUCUACCAGCCUCCUGGGCUCCAUGUUCCCCAUGCCUCGGGUGAUCUACGCGAUGGCAGAGGAUGGCCUCCUGUUCCGUGUACUUGCUCGGAUCCACACCGGCACACGCACCCCAAUCAUAGCCACCGUGGUCUCUGGCAUUAUUGCAGCAUUCAUGGCAUUCCUCUUCAAACUCACUGAUCUUGUGGACCUCAUGUCAAUUGGGACCCUGCUUGCUUACUCCCUGGUGUCGAUUUGUGUUCUCAUCCUCAGGUAUCAACCUGAUCAGGAGACAAAGACUGGGGAAGAAGUGGAGUUGCAGGAGGAGGCAAUAACUACUGAAUCAGAGAAGUUGACCCUAUGGGGACUAUUUUUCCCACUCAACUCCAUCCCCACUCCACUCUCUGGCCAAAUUGUCUAUGUUUGUUCCUCAUUGCUUGCUGUCCUGCUGACUGCUCUUUGCCUGGUGCUGGCCCAGUGGUCAGUUCCAUUGCUUUCUGGAGACCUGCUGUGGACUGCAGUGGUUGUGCUGCUCCUGCUGCUCAUUAUUGGGAUCAUUGUGGUCAUCUGGAGACAGCCACAGAGUUCCACUCCCCUUCACUUUAAGGUGCCUGCUUUGCCUCUCCUCCCACUAAUGAGCAUCUUUGUGAAUAUUUACCUUAUGAUGCAGAUGACAGCUGGUACCUGGGCCCGAUUUGGGGUCUGGAUGCUGAUUGGCUUUGCUAUCUACUUCGGCUAUGGGAUCCAGCACAGCCUGGAAGAGAUUAAGAGUAACCAACCCUCACGCAAGUCUAGAGCCAAAACUGUAGACCUUGAUCCCGGCACUCUCUAUGUCCACUCAGUUUGACAUCGUCACACCUAAAUGCUGUCUGGUCCCCUGCACAAUAAUGGAGAGUACUCCUGACCCCAGUGACAGCUAGCCCUCCCCUGUGAUGGUGGUGGUGGAUACUAAUACAGUUCUGUACGAUGUGAAGGAUGUGUCUUUGCUAUUUCUUGUCUAUUUUAACCCGUCUGCUUCUAAAUGAUGUCUAGCUGCUUACCAACUUUAAAAAAUGAUAUUAAAAGAAAGUAGAAAAAUAAA